This is a messenger RNA of Cimex lectularius (bed bug), 1653 nucleotides long. Its product is annotated as protein yellow-like. The transcript has 7 exons. The record is from RefSeq and is a predicted model, not a curated record. Gene Ontology annotation, cellular component: extracellular region. NCBI's taxonomy places the organism in Eukaryota, Metazoa, Arthropoda, Insecta, Hemiptera, Cimicidae. The coding region runs from base 381 to 1586 and encodes 401 amino acids.
UUAUUUCUGUUUCUUCAAGUAAAUCUAUUAACAUAGUAAAAUAAUUUAUUAUCAGUUAUCCCGAAUUAUGAAAUACGUAAAUUUUAAAUCAAGAGCGUUUAUGUCAGGACGUGGAGACUGCAAACAAAAUCAGUUUCAUAAAAGUCUGUGCGGCGUGUGUCAGCACAGGGACCGCGUUGCGCAAGUUACCAAAUUUCAAUCUGGAAGCCCGUUGAAAAAAAGAAAUACCGCGGACUGCCACAACCCGGACGAGUGGUUCUGGGGGGCUUGGCGUCCAAAGAAGUGGGAGGCCUUUUUCCUAGAGUAGUUUUCGUUCCCCCUCGGAAGGACCAUAUUCAACUGGUCAACUAUCAUCUAUCAACGUCUGGACAUCUUACACUAUGAAUGAAGGAAUUGGAUUCGGUUUGUUCUUGAUUUUGAGUGCCAGUAUUGUUCGAGGACAGUGGCUUACAGUGACUCACAUCUGGUGGAACGUCGAUUUCGAGUUCCCGACCGAAUUCACAAGGAGAUCAGCGUUGAUGCACAAAGAGCUCAUUCCCGAUACCGUCGUCAUUAUCGACGCUGACGUUUAUAAAGGACGUCUGUUUGUCACGACGCCCAGUUUGAUGCCAGGAACGCCGGCUACGUUAAGCACCGUUGACCAGUUCACCUCCGUCGCACCGUUAUUAAGGCCGUUCCCAGAUUGGUCUUGGCACAACGUCACCGACAGAAACGACUGUUCUUACAUCAAAUCUGUCUUCAGAAUAAAAAUUGAUAAGUUAGGCCGACUUUGGGUCGUGGAUUCUGGAGUCACAAACGCGUUCUCAGACAGGACGAUCAGAGGAAACUGCAAUCCAAAAAUAAUGGUUUUUGAUCUAAACGACGAGGACCGAUUGAUCAGGAUGCAUGUGAUAGAUAAAAUUUUGAUCGACGACGACUCGCUAUUAUUGAACAUUGCCGUACAAGUGAUGAACGAAGACGGGGAAAAUACAUUCGCUUAUAUUGCAGAUUCGAUGGGGACUCGGCUCAUAGUCUACGAUUACGCCAAAGACAGAGUCUUCAUCCACCAGCAUCCGUACUUUUUUCCAGACCCGGCCUACGGGUUUUAUAAGACCAACGGUGUCCAGUACACAGUAAUGGACGGGUUGUUUACACUGGCGAUAGACGAAAAGAGAGACUUGCUGUAUUUCCAUGCGUUGUCUUCCGGUCACGAAAGUCGAGUGAAGGCAUCUAUCUUGAGAAACGAAACUAUAACAGAAAGACAAGCGAGGGAAUUCGAGGCCUUUCCGAAAAGACCUUUCCACGCUUCUAGUGAAGUGAUAACAGACCGAGGGCUGCUCGUUUUCCCGUCUCUGGAGCACAACGAACUUUUAGGCUGGGAUACGACGCUGCCGUACGAGACAGGCUAUUUCCAUCUCCUGGCAAGGGACGAAGAAGCCCUCCAAUUUCCAACAGGGAUGAAACUUGCAGGAGACCUGUUUCUUAUGGUCACGACACGUCUCCAAAACCUCCUGGCAAACGGCAUGGCCAACAAAGGAGAGAUCAAUUACAGAAUACUCGUCGGCGAUGCCCGCUACCUAGAUAAAUUUUUGUAUAAAAAACGAUAACAAUAUUUUUUUUAAAAUAGGGACAAUACACUUACUUGUUGGAAAACAGAGUAGUUUGAAAAUAGGC